UUUUUUUGUUUCUUGGUCCAGUGGCGGGUAAGGCCCUGCUCUAAUCCGGGUUAUCAGACUCUAAUCAGCUUAGCCCACGACUACCACUGCAAAAUGGGCAUUGUUAGUCUGGUUUGGUCUCCACUCAUCUGAAGGGGACGGCUUCUUUCGUAGGACGAGAAACUUUAUGGUCCAUAUGGCGGGUCGGCAUGUGAUGGACACUACAGCGGCGUCACCUGCUGCUGGGGAAUACCCCAGGAAAAUACUCGAGUACAUGGAAGGCUUUCUUGUCUCCAAGACUUUAUUCACAGCCUGCGAGCUGGGCGUGUUCGACGUGUUGUCAUGUGCAGGACGCCCUCUGUCCGCCGACGAAAUCAGCCAAGCGGUCGGUGCCAGCCUGGACGGCACCCAAAGGCUGCUGGCGGCCUGUUGCGGCCUUCAGUUGCUUGAAACGCACCAGCAAAAUGACCAAGUGUGUUACAGUAACACAGAACAGGCCAGCCUCUACCUGACCCGCUCUGGUCCUGCAACCCUCUACCACUCCAUCCAGUAUAGUUCCAGAACCAUCUACCUCUGCUGGCACUAUCUGACUGAUGCCGUCAGGGAUGGAACAAAUCAAUAUGAAAAAGCCUUCGGUGUCAGCUCCAAAGACUUGUUUCAGGCUCUCUACAGGUCUGACGAGGAGAUGGUGAAGUUCAUGCAGCUAAUGAAUUCCAUAUGGAACAUCUGCGGUCGAGAUGUGCUGACAGCCUUUGACCUUUCACCUUUCAAGGUCAUUUGUGACCUCGGAGGCUGCAGCGGAGCAUUAGCCAAGCAGUGCACGUCGGCCUACCCGGAGUGCGCAGUGACGAUCUUUGACCUCCCCAAGGUGGUGCAGACAUCCAGGGAACAUUUUGUCAAGGAGGCUGACCACAAGAUAAGCUUCAUUGAAGGGGACUUCUUCAAAGACGAUUUACUCGAGGCGGAUCUUUACAUUCUUGCCAGGAUCCUCCACGACUGGACAGAUGAACGUUGCGUAGAACUGCUCAGCAGAGUCCAUAGAGCCUGCAAACCAGGAGGCGCUAUACUGCUAGUGGAAGCAUUGUUGCAUGAGGAUGGCUCCGGCCCGCUUACCGCGCAGCUCUACUCGCUAAACAUGCUGGUGCAGACGGAAGGUCGAGAAAGAACAGGGGCUGAGUACAGCGCCCUGCUGGCUGCCGCCGGGUUCGCCAAAAUCCAGUACCGUCUCACAGGCAAAAUCUAUGACGCAGUUCUGGGACUUAAAGAAGCAUGAUCUUUGGGGGGGGAAUCAUUUAUGGAAAUAAUAUUCAUGACAGUUGCCUCAGAAGUAAAUGAAUAUGCCUUUAUCACAUUCAUUAAAAAUUGAUUGUGAUUGUG
This is a messenger RNA of Syngnathus acus (greater pipefish), 1356 nucleotides long. RefSeq names its product acetylserotonin O-methyltransferase (gene asmt). Gene Ontology annotation, molecular function: O-methyltransferase activity. Lineage: Eukaryota; Metazoa; Chordata; Actinopteri; Syngnathiformes; Syngnathidae. Bases 167 to 1252 code for a protein of 361 amino acids. The record is from RefSeq and is a predicted model, not a curated record. The transcript is spliced from 8 exons.